GCUUUGUUUCACUGCCUAUGUGGCCAUCCUCUCGAUGACCGUCUACCUCAGUCUAGUUUUGUAGAGUGAGUAAUAGUAGCAUGUGAAAAAUGAAAGCAAUUAACAUAUGGAGACCCUUGGUAUACUGUGGUCCGUACUUUUGGCUUACUUUGCAGCCAAUUCUUAGUUGAUCUUAAUUCUGAACAUUAGAAUCGGUUCCAAUUUUUCUAGUUUAAGUUGUUUUUAUUAGUAAGACUGAAAUAACUGUCCUUAACUCCAAUUCCUAAAAGACAUUUAAUAAGCUCUUAUCUUAAUUGGUGUUGAGUUUAACCCUUCCCCCUUCCCCACCUUCCAAUAAGCAGUCAUUCAAAAGAAGCAGUCCGUUAUAUGCACCUUCCUAUAGAUGCCUUUAACUAAAUGCAUGACUUGGAAUUCCACUUUAAUAACAAAUGAGAACAGAUGGGAGCCAUCAUUUCCUUUCAGCAGUCACUUUUACUUACUUAAGUUGACCGAAUUGUAGAUUCCAGUAUACCAAGGGUUGAAUGAUUGUGGUUUGUGUGAAAAGCCAAAAAUUCCUAUAGGUUAGGUGCCAGAGGGGCACUGGGUAUUUUAUUCUGUUCAGCCUUGCUAUACUUUAUAGAAUUUCACUAAAUAAUAAACUCUUCUCUCUGUUAUUUGUGUGUGUGAUUUUUGUAGUGGAGAAGGCAAAUGCAAAGCCCUUCCAGAUGACUGAAAAACAGUGGGUCCUCUGCCGCUACAGGGGAUUCUAGACAAUAACUAAAGGCCAGCAAGCCCCGCUCAAGCCCCCCAGGUGUUUUCCUGGUGUAACCAAAUGUUAACCACAUUUUCUCUCUUUUUACAUUUUAGGCUGUUAAAGUAAUUGGACAGGACAAAAGCAAGGGGGGGGUUGGAUCUUAAAGGGACAAGACAGCACUUUGACAGCCAGUUUCUGAAACUUAAGGCAUACCUUAGUCUAAAUGUACCGUUACUUGACUUAAUUUCUUUAUAAAUAUAGCAUAUGAUUAAGUGAAAUAUAAGAGACUUACUGGAAUUAGGUAAUAAAUAUGUAUAAUCGCUGCAUUAUUGGCCAGGCAUUUUAAAUUCAUCCCUUUUUUUCCUUCCAUGAACUGGUCAGGGCCACUAACUUCUCGAUACUGCCUAUUCUAAAAGGAAGAUACCUUACCUCACUCAGUACCAACUUGAGAAUUUGCACCAUGCCUUAUAAUUGGAUAUCCAGAAACUUGGAGAGAUGGAUUUUGUUUUUCUAAAGAAACUGCCUUGAUUUUCUGCUCCAGGCAAACAAAGGCAUGUUAAUCUAGCAUAACCAUCUCAGUCCUAAAGAGUGAGAUCUUCCGGGGGGGAGGGGGGGUGGCAGCGUGUGUUGGUUAAACCAUUUUCUUUUUGUCAUUGUGCCUGUUGGAGACGAAAUCUGGCACCCAAAGAAAUUCAGACCGGGAGCCUGACCGAUGGGUCUUGGGGCAGGUCUUUGGGGGCAAAUGCCCAUAAAAGAAUUUGUACGGACAUUUUAGGGAGGCCUUUCUAGAAAAAAGCAAUCUUUUGUUGGCUAAGCCUUCUCUCACAUUUCCAGAUGCUAAAUAAAAUGGAGCAGAUCUUAUGAGAGCAGCUCUUCAUUUCACUUUUUCAGAUGUUUUUGAAAGUGAAAUUUUUUAGUCUAUUGGAUUCUGGAUGUUUUUCCGUUCCAAUCCCUCCCUCUUCUUGGUGUAUUUCUCUUAGUGCUGUGCGGUGUUAAUGUUGCCUGGCCCCAGGCGUCUUGCUGCACAGGUGCGCGUUCCCUGGCGCACAGCCCCACCUGCUCCAUUUUUCACUCUUCCCCGUUGGUGGCGGCUCUCGCUUCACGUGCUUGAAGCACACACACACAGUGUGGGGAAGGGGAAGGCGUGCCCCGAAUUUGGUAACAGCGCGAUUGUAGUCAGAUUCGGAAGGAGCUGUGAUAUUAAUGGAUGGGGGGUAAUUUAGGUUCCUCGGUUAAUGUUUGUUUCUUUUUGUCUGUUUCUUUUUCUUUCAUUUCUACACAUUCAUGCAGUAUUUCAUGGUUCUAUCAAAGCCGCAGUAAAAAAAACUCUUGACGCAUGAAAAUAACUGUUCUUUUCCCUGGUUCAGCCUGAACUAUAUACCAGGCCCUGCUGAAAAUACCACCCAACAGUUUUCUUCUGCAGCUUGUCCAGUUUCUCUUAAGUGCCCUGUACAUAUUUGAAGCAGCCGACACGAGUCGUUGUUCAUAAAACAGCUUUUGAAAGUUGAGAGCACACCCCUGGAGAACCGACUGUGCUUGCUUACGUUUGGUUCAUGACUUAAAAAUCGAGUACAGGAGUUAUUCCUGAUGAGACUAAGGCUUUGUCUCUGUUGGCACCAGCUAAUGCAGUGGCAGGUCUUCUGCCUGGUGGUGGACUUCUGCCUACUCCAAACCCCCUUACCCAGAUCGGUGCUGUCCCUCUGGCUGCUUUGGGAGCCCCUGCUCUGGACCCUGCCCUUGCUGCUCUUGGGCUUCCUGGAGCAAACUUGAACUCUCAGUCUCUCGCAGCAGAUCAGUUACUGAAGCUAAUGAGCACUGUUGAUCCCAAGUUGAACCAUGUAGCCGCAGGCCUUGUUUCACCGAGUCUCAAGUCCGACACCUCCAGCAAAGAAAUCGAGGAGGCGAUGAAGAGAGUGAGGGAAGCGCAGUCGCUGAUUUCGGCCGCCAUCGAGCCAGAUAAGAAGGAAGAAAAACGGAGGCAUUCCCGAUCCCGGUCGCGCUCCCGGAGGAGGAGGACGCCUUCAUCUUCCAGGCACAGACGGUCGAGAAGCCGAUCCAGAAGGAGAUCUCAUUCCAAAUCGAGAAGUAGGCGACGAUCGAAGAGUCCGCGCCGGAGGAGGUCCCAUUCCCGCGAGCGGGGCCGGCGGUCCCGGAGCACGUCCAAGACCAGAGACAAAAAGAAAGAAGAGAAAGAGAAGAAGCGUUCGAAAACGCCACCCAAAAGCUACAGCACCGCCCGCCGGUCACGGAGCACCAGCCGGGAGAGACGCCGCCGGAGGAGUCGCAGCGGCACCCGCUCGCCCAAGAAGCCGCGCUCGCCCAAGAGGAAGCUGUCGCGCUCGCCCUCUCCCCGGAGACACAAAAAAGAGAAGAAGAAAGAGAAGGACAAGGAGCGGCGCGACGAGCGGGAGCGCUCCACCAGCAAGAAGAAGAAGAGCAAAGACAAGGAGAAGGAGCGCGAGAGGAAGUCGGAGAGCGACAAGGACGUCAAACAGGUGACGAGAGAUUACGACGAGGAGGAGCAGGGCUACGACAGCGAGAAGGACAAGAAGGACGACAAGAAGCCGCCCGAGCCGGCCUCGCCCAAGGCCAAGGAGCCGCCCAACGAGAAGGGUGCCGGCGGCGACGCGCUGCGGGAGUCCAAGGUGAACGGCGACGACCACCACGAGGAGGACAUGGACAUGAGCGACUGAGGGCCGGCCCGGCCCGUGCCUCGGCGUCAUUCCCGCUCGCUGCCCCGUCCGCCCCCACCUAGAUGUUCCGAGCUCCGAGCUAGCCCGGCUGGAAGCUCCGCCCCUCGCGCCGGCCGGGGCCCGGAGCCGCCCGGCCAGGCCCUGCCUGCCGCGUGCGGGCGCCGCGGGGCCCCGACGACCAGCUGCAUGCAUCUCCAGCAGGCAUGGAUUGUGGAUGUUGUAUGAUCUCCUUAUUAAACUAAGCUCGCGUAGAACCUUUCUAGAGUUUGAUUCCUUCCAGUCUAGAGCCGCGUAGGGAAUGCACCGACCGCAUGUUCUCGGGGCGCCGCCCGCCUCCUCUUCCUGUGCGUUUGGUUUGGCUUUCCAGGUUCCAGAUGCCCCCCGACUCCCUCCUGACCGAUUAGGCUUUUGUUCUCCCCUCACCACCCGCCCCCCCCUCCCCCCCCCCCGUAGCCGAGAGCCCCCCCCAGCCCCCCCACCCCGGGCACAGUCUGGUUGGGCUUCUCUUGGGGUGCGACUGGGAAGGUGCGGGGGGGAUGCCGGGGAGGGGGGGGGCGCUUGUAGCUUUGGAGAGUCCCGGCGUCCCUUGCUCCGAGCUCGCCUUGUAGACAGACCCCGUUGGGCCGGCCGCGGCGCCGCUUAGAUGCGUAGUUGUUAGCCAAGCUGUUCCGUAGGUACCAGCCGAGUAAGCUCCUCCCCGUCCGUGCCAUGUUGAUGUACAGUUUCUGCCGUUGUUUUACAAGACUUUGAUAAUAAAACCCUUCAACGAA
Molecule: messenger RNA, 4196 nt
Organism: Monodelphis domestica (gray short-tailed opossum)
Lineage: Eukaryota; Metazoa; Chordata; Mammalia; Didelphimorphia; Didelphidae
Source: RefSeq, a predicted model, not a curated record